CACACCCCUGUUGUCCAUGAUCAUGACCGGACCUGGAGGCACAGGCAAAACAUAUGUAGUAAAUGCCAUCAAGGCUUUCAUGGCACAUUACGGUUGUGCUCACUUGAUUCGAUUUUUGGCCCCUACAGGAUCUGCAGCGUCUUUGAUUGACGGUAUGACUAUUCAUCAAGGAUCAGGAAUCAAGAUCAAGACUGCGCGUCACGGCAAAACAACGAAAGAGGUGAAAAGCUUCUUGGACCCUUACCAAGUGGCACCCUGACUAGGACCCCAAAAAACCGGCACCUAGCACUGCGCCCACCAGCGCUCCAGACGUCUCUGACGCCUAAAAACCCCAACAGUUCCCCACCUGAAUCAGCCAAACCAGACUCGGCGACAAGCAACCGAAUCUGGCAAUAAUGGCAACUGGGAAGACAUGUUCAACGUCUAUAGGGCCUGGCAAUUCAAACAUCCGUGCCCCCACUCCCACAAAUAGAACCAGAACGUCCCAUCGCAACACGGUCUCAUUGUUGUUAUCAAGGGAUGAAAUAUUGCUCCAAGAAUACGAAGUAAAGGACAUAGAGAGCAGCAUAAACUUCCUAGAGAAGUCCCCUUUUCGCCAAUCAGGCAUUCUGUUCUCCCUUGAUAGUUUAAUAUUCACGAUCCUUCAUAUCACCCAGCACACAGGAAUCCCACGCGUAGUUAUCAAGGGCCUUCGAGCAGUGGCAUUGCACCUAGAAGACAGCUCAACCCGCAAAUCUACCAUUGCAGAAGUCGAUAUUCAGCAAAUCACGGACUCUCUCUCGGCCUCGCUAUCCAACCAUGUCGUAUCCACCCUUUCAUCUGCACUCUCCACCCAUGUGGUCGCAGCUAUCUCCCCACAGGUGGCUUCCAUUCUCACCACCUCGGAGACCCUCAAAGCGAACGUCAAGGAGAUAGCUAAACUGAAAACCACUUUAGCAGAGAACACUACAAUCGGCCCUGGUCUCGGAAGCGAAGCUGCAUCAAGGGCAGAACAGGCAGCGGAGGCUGUCCUCAACAGCAUAAUGGAAGUCAAAACUGUUAUGGAAGGCCUAACUUCUCCCCUCAAAACCGCGCUCCAGACAACCCCGAAACUUUACAGCACUAUAGUUCAGCAAAACCCGCAAACUCCAACCCCCGUAUCAGCAGCAUUAGUACGAGCAGUCACGAGAGACCAUCAGGUUCUCUUCGACCCUACACCGGGGCAGUCUCUCCUCGCACCCGAAGCGACGUCGGCCGACAUAGCGAAUAAAAUCAAACAGGCACUUACGACAACCCAGUCCAACGACAGACCCGAACUACACGUUAAAGCUACCACUCGCCUUCGAAACGGGGGCUUCGUAAUUGAGUUCACUACUGCUGAAGCUGCCACUUGGGUCCAACACCCCGAAAAUCGACUCAACAUCGCAAACGCCCUCAAUAACGCAGUAACCAUUAAAGAUAGGUGUUUCUCCAUUAUUGUACCUUUCUUAUCUGUUACAUCCAGGGUGGAGGAUUCAGCAUGGCUACGUACCGUGGAGGAGGAAAAUGGGUUGACACCAGGAGUCAUUGAAUCGGUCAACUGGAUCAAGCCACUCCAACGCAGGGCUGUAAACCAGCGGGUAGCCCACACCAUCUUUCACUUUACACAACCUAACAUGGCCAACAAAAUUCUUCGCGACGGCAUCUAUGUCGGUCAGGAGAAACUGCACCCUUGUAUAGAUGCCAAGCACCCGGAGAACUCAAUGCCAUACUUCCCCACAGAUGAAUCCUGGACACAAGUACUGUUACCACCACAGCCAGUUCCAACCAGAAAGAUGACAUCCUCAAUCCCACUAUCACCUCCGGCCACGGCACACCCUGUCUUGCGCCAAUCGAAUCUGCCUUUCGAGCUGAGACGACCUGUUAGAUACCAUCAACCAAGGGGUGCCCCACGACACUUUGGUCGAGGAGGCUUCAGAGCAGACACUCCUACAGGGCCGAACUCAAUUCCGCUCGUGGCCAAUGCAGGGUCCUGGGACUUCAACUCAAGUUUACCAACCAUUCAACGCACUCCCAGCCUGUCACGAGUACCUUUAACAAACCAUUAUUCUUUCUUGAAUCUUCCUAAAUGUCAAUACACAGCGCCUAAGUCAAACCCUAACCCUACCUUGAAAGCGUCUAUCAUUCCUGAAAUACCUUUAGCGCCCACGACAUGUGUCUUCAAUAUGAUUGAUGAAGAAGACGAGUUCUUUGAUUGUGAAUAG
Messenger RNA from Suillus bovinus, 2222 nucleotides. RefSeq lists its product as uncharacterized. The coding region runs from base 396 to 2222 and encodes 608 amino acids. The record is from RefSeq and is a predicted model, not a curated record. NCBI's taxonomy places the organism in Eukaryota, Fungi, Basidiomycota, Agaricomycetes, Boletales, Suillaceae. The transcript is spliced from 2 exons.